Molecule: messenger RNA, 1425 nt
Organism: Cinclus cinclus
Lineage: Eukaryota; Metazoa; Chordata; Aves; Passeriformes; Cinclidae
Gene: SYT17
Product: synaptotagmin 17
Exons: 8
Coding region: 1-1425 (474 amino acids)
Biological process (GO): regulation of dopamine secretion; regulation of calcium ion-dependent exocytosis; calcium-ion regulated exocytosis
Cellular component (GO): membrane
Molecular function (GO): clathrin binding; phosphatidylserine binding; calcium-dependent phospholipid binding
Source: RefSeq, a predicted model, not a curated record
AUGGCGUACAUCCAGUUGGAACCAAUAAAUGAGGGUCUGCUCGCUCGAAUCUCGGAUCUCUUGCUGUGCCGGUGGACCUGCAGAAAUUGUUGUCAGAAGUGUUUUGACUGUAGCUGUUGUCAAACAAAUGAAGAUGAAGUUGAAAUUCUGGGACCUUUUCCUGCUCAAACUCCUGCCUGGCUGAUAAGCAGCCAAAAUGAGGACAAAGAUGGAGACUCUGAUAAUACAAUCAGCGAGCUGCCUCCCACUCUUCAGGAUGUUUCCCCUGACAGAAGGCGGUCGUCAUCAGAUACAUCACGGUCCACUUACAGCCUCACGCGGCGGAUUUCAAGUCUGGAGUCAAGGAGGCCAAGUUCUCCACUAAUUGACAUCAAACCCAUCGAGUUUGGAGUAAUAGGAGCUAAGAAAGAAAUAGUUCAGCCAACUAUCCUGCGGAAAACCUACACCCCAGAUGACUAUUUUAGAAAAUUUGAACCAAGGCUGUAUUCUCUUGACUCAAAUAGUGAUGACAUGGACUCCUUGACAGAUGAGGAGAUCUUGUCCAAGUACCAGCUGGGCAUGCUGCAUUUUAGCACACAGUAUGAUCUGUUGCAUAAUUAUCUAAUAGUGCGAGUCAUUGAGGCUAAAGAUCUGCCUCCUCCAAUUUCUUACGAUGGUUCAAGGCAAGACAUGGCUCACUCCAACCCCUAUGUGAAGAUCUGCCUUCUUCCUGAUCAGAAGAACUCCAAGCAGACUGGAGUGAAACGCAAAACGCAGAACCCAGUGUUUGAGGAGAGGUACACAUUUGAAAUCCCCUUUUUAGAAGCCCAGAGAAGAACUCUGCUUUUAACUGUAGUGGAUUUUGACAAAUUCUCACGCCAUUGUGUUAUUGGCAAAGUGUCAAUGCCCUUGAGUGAUGUAGACCUUGUGAAAGGUGGACACUGGUGGAAAGCCCUUGUGCCUAGUUCUCAGAAUGAAGUGGAGCUGGGAGAGCUGCUAUUGUCACUAAACUACCUACCAAGUGCAGGAAGACUGAACGUGGACAUCAUUAGAGCAAAACAGCUUCUCCAGACAGAUAUGAGCCAAGGUUCAGAUCCCUUUGUGAAAAUUCAGCUUGUUCAUGGGUUAAAAUUAACAAAAACCAAGAAGACGUCCUGCAUGCGGGGCACAAUAGAUCCCUUCUACAAUGAAUCCUUCAGCUUCAAGGUCCCACAGGAAGAGCUGGAGAAUGCCAGCCUGGUGUUCACAGUGUACGGGCACAACGUGAAGAGCAGCAACGACUUCAUCGGGCGAAUUGUGAUCGGGCAGUACUCGACGGGAGCCCCCGAGUCCAGCCACUGGCGCCGCAUGCUGAACGCGCACCGCACGGCCGUGGAGCAGUGGCACAGCCUGCGCUCCCGCCAGGAGUGCGACCGCGUGUCCCCCGCGUCCCUCGAGGUGACAUGA